GAUCCCCGCGCCCCGCUCCCCCGGAGCCCCGCGCCCCGCGGCCCCGGGGCCCCCGCGGCCCCGCGCGCUGACCAGAUCCCGGCCGCGGAGGCCCACGACCGAUAGCGCCGCCUUCCUCCGCCCCAGUGGCGCCAUGGCCGCCCCCGACCUGUCCACCAACCUCCAGGAGGAGGCCACCUGCGCCAUCUGCCUUGACUACUUCACGGACCCGGUGAUGACCGACUGCGGCCACAACUUCUGCCGCGAGUGCAUCCGGCGCUGCUGGGGCCAGCCCGAGGGCCCGUACGCCUGCCCCGAGUGCCGCGAGCUGUCCCCGCAGAGGAACCUGCGGCCCAACCGCCCGCUCGCCAAGAUGGCCGAGAUGGCGCGGCGCUUGCACCCGCCGUCGCCCGUCCCUCAGGGUGUGUGCGCCGCGCACCGCGAGCCGCUGGCGGCCUUCUGCGGCGACGAGCUGCGCCUGCUGUGUGCGGCCUGUGAGCGCUCGGGGGAGCACUGGACGCACCGCGUGCGCCCACUGCAGGAUGCUGCGGAUGACCUCAAGGGGAAGCUGGAGAAGUCCCUGGAGCACCUGCGGAAGCAAAUGGAGGACGCACUGCUGUUCCAGGCCCAGGCUGAGGAGACCUGUGCCUUGUGGCAGAAGAUGGUGGACAGCCAGCGGCAGAAUGUGCUGGCGGAGUUCGAGCGGCUGCGUCGGCUGCUUGCUGAGGAGGAGCAGCACCUGCUGCAGAGGCUGGAGGAGGAGGAGCUGGAGGUGCUGCCCCCGCUCCGGGACAGCGCUGCCCGCCUGGGCCAGCAGAGCGCCCGGCUGGCCGAGCUCAUUGCCGAGCUGGAGGGGCGCUGCCAGCUGCCUGCGCUGGGGCUGUUGCAGGACAUCAGGGAUACCCUGCGAAGGGUCCAGGAUGUGAAGCUGCAGCCGCCGGAGCUGGUACCGAUGGAGAUGAGGACAGUGUGCAGGGUUCCGGGGCUGGUGGACGCCCUGCGCAGAUUCCGAGGGGACGUGACCCUGGACCCUGACACCGCCAACCCCGAGUUGGUCCUGUCGGAGGACAGAAGGAGUGUGCGCCGGGGGGACCUGCGGCAGGUGCUGCCCGACAGUCCCGAGCGGUUCGACCCCGGGCCCUGUGUGCUGGGCCGGGAACCCCUCACCUCUGGCCGCCACUACUGGGAGGUGGAAGUGGGGGAGCGGGCCAGCUGGGCGCUAGGGGUCUGCAGGGAGAACGCCAACCGCAAAGAGAAGGGUGAGCUGUUCGCAGGCAACGGCUUUUGGAUCCUGGUGUUCCUGGGCAGCUACUAUAACUCGUCAGAGCGGGCCUUCGCUCCCCUGCGGGACCCACCACGGCGCGUGGGCAUCUUCCUGGACUAUGAGGCUGGACACCUGUCCUUCUAUAGCGCCACCGAUGGCUCCCUCUUGUACGCCUUCCCUGAGACCCCCUUCUCAGGGACACUGCGAGCCCUUUUCUCGCCUCUGUCCAGCAGCCCGACCCCCAUGACCAUCUGCAGGCCAAAAGGCGGGCCUGGGGACUCCCUGGCUCCCCAGUGAGGGGGCCUCCCUGCUCCCGCUGGGAACCUGGGUGGCUCCGACUGUCUUCUGAGGUGGGGGAGCACUCUGCGUGGACCACAGAUAAGCGGAUAUGCUCUUGCUCCCGGAGGUGUGUCCCCGUGUGUGCGUGUAGGGGGACGCCCCCACUCCCAGCGUGAGGUCCUGAGCCUGUGCCCCCACCCCGCUCCCACAGCCCUGGAGCUGUUCCUCCAGGAAGCGGCUGCCAGAGGCAGCUCCGAGCCGCGCACCUGUGUGCCCUUCUGGAGAAGCGGGGGUGGGGUGGGCUUGGGUGAUUGGCAAACGGGCCCGAGAAUGCGGAGAGCAAGACACCCGAGCACCAUCUCCUCCCAACACAUGCCCCUCUGGGCUUUGGGCCCCAUCACAAAGGUUCGCUAGGGCCAGUAUGCGGGCCCCCAGGGUGAGCAGGCACUGAAGCCCCUGGUUCCUCUCUGAGCCACUCGAACCCCCAGGUUCGAGUCACCCUCACAUUCUCUCCUCGCUGGCCGGGGAGCCUCCUGGCCCAGAACUCAGCACACCUGGACCCUGUCCCUCUUGCUCUGCCUGGGAACAGGUGAGGCCUCAGAGAGCCCCCACCAUAUACACCUCGUUAGAGUCUGGGAUCUGUCUGCUUUGUUCACGUUUUGUCACCCUUCCUAAACGUGUGCCUCUGCUUCUUUGUACUCCGAGAUUUUAUUUAUUGUAGGGACUGUUCCUGCAGGAAAUAAACGGAGGUUGUCUGUAA
Neogale vison (American mink) is the source of this 2282-nucleotide messenger RNA. RefSeq names its product tripartite motif containing 11 (gene TRIM11). The record is from RefSeq and is a predicted model, not a curated record. The transcript is spliced from 6 exons. Gene Ontology annotation, molecular function: protein binding; zinc ion binding. The coding region runs from base 134 to 1540 and encodes 468 amino acids. NCBI's taxonomy places the organism in Eukaryota, Metazoa, Chordata, Mammalia, Carnivora, Mustelidae.